AUGAGUUCCCAGCAUUACCCGGACGGGAUUCCUCCGGACGAGGAAAUGCAGGAGGGAGAGUCAGCAUAUCCGGAUAUUGAUGAAACAGUUCAAUAUCCAUGGCAGAAUGAGCAAUCUUUUGACAUCGGGGAGAUGCUUGCCUCCGUGAUUGAUCCUCGUUUGUUUGGGGACCAAAACCCACAAAUUCAGCCCCAAAGCAUCAACCAAUAUCCUCAAGAUCCUAGCAAAGGCCAAGGCGAAGUCGAAGAAGAGCAAGAUGCCGAUGACUUUUACCUAAAUGAAUAUGACAGCCAGGGGUAUCCCCCGGUAUCGUAUCCUCCCGUACCUGGCGAUGAAGCCACGUCGGACGAGGACUUUACCUUAUCCGGAGACGAAAGCGAGAGUGAGUCUGAGGAAGACGAACCAGCGGAGGAUGAUGACGAUGAUCAUUCAGGCGCCAGUAGGCGCCGCCGUCGUGGAGGUGGACGCUUUUCCGGAAGAUAUGGCGCUCGCGGCGGAAAGGGCAUCAAAAGAGGACCCCGCAAGCCGCUGGAGCCCAGUCCAGAAUUCAAACAUCUUCAUUCGGGGGCUACCUCUGCCUUCAUUGAUGGAGACUACGAACGGGCCAUUGAGCUGGUGAUGCAGGCGAUUCAGAUUAACCCCGAGAUGUUCGCUGCCCAUUCUUUGCUCUCAGAAAUUUUCCUCGCUCAAGGAGAAAAUGAUAAGGCUCUGGCAGCUCUAUUCAACGGUGCUCAUACAAGACCGAAAGAUCCAGGUGUCUGGGUCAAAGUUGCUCGGCUCAUCUUGGAUCGUGCUGGAGAAGAUCGGCAGUCCGCAUUGCAUGAUGUUGCUUAUUGUUACAGCCGGAUCCUCGAGGUCAGUCCCGGCAACACCAAUAUUCGGUUCCAGAGAGCAGCUAUCUAUCGUGAGUUAGGCCACAAUGGCCGAGCCGCAUCUGAGUAUGAGAGAAUACUCAAGGACUGCCCACACAGUGCCAGAGCAUUGCGCCAUCUUGCAGAGACGUACAUUGAUCUCAAUGACGUACAAAAAGCAGCAGAUUAUUAUGCGGACAGCGUUGGCCACUACCUAUCUCUCAACCCUGAGGAUUCCGAGUUCACUUGGUCGGAUCUCAAUAUUUACGUUGAGCUUUUUGGCUAUCUAAAACAACCCCAAGAAGGGCUCAUCUCUUUAAGAAUACUUGCACGUUGGCUUCUAGGUCGCGGAAAAGACCCAGUGUGGGACGGCCACGAAGAUGACGACAGAGAAUGGGACGCCGAUGAUUCGCCUCGGCGCAUCAAAACCGAUGGUUUUAUGCCUGGUCAGUGGCCCCGAGAGUCAUACGGGCUUGGUCUUCCGCUGGAGCUUCGUAUGAAAAUGGGUGUUUUCCGCCUCAAAAUGGGCGACAAGCAUCACAGUGAGGCAUUACAUCACUUUGAGUGGCUUAACCCAGAAGAUGAUUCUGAAGGUGCCCGGGUUUUCGACUAUGGUGAUCUUUUCAGGGAAGUGGCAGAUGCUUUAAAACAAGUCGGUCUCUUCGAAGAAGCACUCCGAUACUAUACGCCCAUCCAGCAAACCGCUGAGCAUGCCGACAUCAGCUUCUUCAUGGCCAUGGCUGAUUGCUGUAUGCAGCUGGGCAAGAUGGAAGACGCUGAAAGCUGUUAUCUACUCGUCGCUGAACACGAUGCUAAUCACAUGGAAUCGCGAGUACUACUCGCUAAGCUCUAUGAGAGCCUCGGGAUGAGCGAACAGGCUAUGAAGUAUGUCGGCGAGGCAGUUCUGAUUGGCCGGCGGCAAACCCGCAGCCGGGGAAGAAGAAAGGACACCAGACUUGAACAGCUUGCCAUAGAGUUCAAGAUGGCUGGAUCAGAACCCCUCCGGUCAAUUGCACCCAAACCAGCACAAACAGCAACACUGAUGAACGCAGCUCCUUCGGCCCCUAGCAAAAAACCUGGCGAAGGUACUAGAACUGAUGAUAUUCAAUUCUUGUAUGCGAAGUUGUUGGAGUUGAAUCCACAAGUCAAAGCUGGUGUCCCUGUAGCCAUUGAAGAUUGGCUGGACAUUGCCGAUGCUCUAUUGCGAGAUUUCCGGAACAAUCGGGCGUUCUAUCCGAUGGAUCGAAGUAUUGCCUUUAGGGGAUAUUCGACCGGUGCAAGAUCCAAGAACCAGACCAAAAACGGCACAAUGAUGGAUGAAAUGCAGCAAAUGGCGGGCCGUCUUCAAGAAACCUUGGGAGAUGUCUCAGAGGAGCCCUUGCAAGGCGCCAUUCCCACUGACUACCAUGGAAUACCAUUUGAUGAAUGGCUUGACAUCUUCCUGCAAUACGCUCUACUCGUAGUAGAACAAGGCGAGCCAGAAGAAGCUUAUGAGACCCUUGAUUCUGCGGCGAUUGCAAGUAUCUGGUUGCACUCUAAGCCCAAGUCGCGAUUGAUUCAUGUUUGCUGGUUCACAUGCGCUCUCCGCGCACGAGAUGAAGAGACACUGGCCAAUGAAGCCCGCUGGUUCAUCAAAGAAUACCAGUUUGUCACCGACACUUAUCGACUUUUCUCCAUGCUGGGCCACCUAUGUGGCGACCCUCACCGAUCCCUUUUUCAUUCCUCGGGAAACAUGAAAUUCAUGCUUCGCCAAAUCAAGGCGAUGGACUUCACGAUCCCACAAGAUACCCCUCGGCCCAUCCGGCAUUCUAUCUGGAAAGAGCGCGCCACUCUAUCAACACGGGAUGAAGCCGGUGAGCCCAUCGCCGCGAAAUCGUUAGACAUUGCUCUUCUCGUGCUCUAUGGCCACAUGUUGUACUCCGGAAACAGUUUUUACCCCGCGCUGAACUAUUUCUUCCGAGCAUACGCCCUAGAUGACCAAAACCCGGCCGUUCUCCUCUCCAUCGCCCUCUCAUUCAUCCACCAUUCUCUCAAACGACAAUCCGAGAAUCGUCACUACCUCAUUAUGCAAGGACUAUCCUUUAUGCAUGAAUACCGGCUGGUUCGGGAGAAGCCAGGAACUCUUCUACCCGAGAAACAGGAGAUGGAAUUCAAUUUCGCUCGUGUCUGGCACUCGCUUGGUCUGGCCCAUCUUGCUAUCGAUGGGUACGACCGGGUGUUGAAACUCGGCGAGCAGAUUCGAGAACAAGCCAAGCAAAAGUCUCUUCGAGAACCGACGUCUACAACUGAUGGUGCUGGUGUGGUUACGGGCGAUGACGGCAAGUCCCAGGAGACUUCAUCGCCAGCUGACCAGCCCUGCGUUGAGGAUUUCUCCCGCGAGGCCGCUUAUGCGCUGCAGUGCAUUCACGUUCUCAGCGGCAAUACAGAGACGGCGAAGGCUGUUACAGAAAAAUGGCUUGUCAUCUGA
Molecule: messenger RNA, 3318 nt
Organism: Penicillium verrucosum
Lineage: Eukaryota; Fungi; Ascomycota; Eurotiomycetes; Eurotiales; Aspergillaceae
Product: tetratricopeptide repeat protein
Exons: 5
Coding region: 1-3318 (1105 amino acids)
Biological process (GO): transcription by RNA polymerase III
Cellular component (GO): transcription factor TFIIIC complex
Molecular function (GO): protein binding
Source: RefSeq, a predicted model, not a curated record